This is a messenger RNA of Lachancea thermotolerans CBS 6340, 2007 nucleotides long. RefSeq names its product Lst4p (gene LST4). The coding region runs from base 1 to 2007 and encodes 668 amino acids. The transcript has a single exon. Lineage: Eukaryota; Fungi; Ascomycota; Saccharomycetes; Saccharomycetales; Saccharomycetaceae. The record is from RefSeq and is a predicted model, not a curated record.
AUGCUGGGUCGCCUACUUGCCAAAAACAUGCUGUAUGAGUCCAGCAGCACCGCCGAUGAAACUUCGGUGCCCUACGUGCCGCAUGUAAGCGACGAGACAAAGCAGAAGUUGUACGGCACAAAGCAUCUGGAGAUGCAGGCCUCGUCGGCGCAUCGGUUCCGGGUGGUUGUGGCGCAAGAGCUGGGACAGAUGAUGAGCCGGCACAACUACCAGGUGGUACUUGACUACGCGACGUCGCGCGGCUCUGGUAUGAACCACAUCUCGGUCAGCGAUCUCAAAGAAUACAUAUUUGGAUCCCCGGUGCGGGCCAAGACGCGGCACAAAUGCGACAAGUUCCGUGUAGUGGCGGGCGCGGGUGUUGUUUUGGUCACGCGCGUGUUCUACCCUUCGCAACGCGACACGCGGCUCGCCAUAUGUCUGUCGCUUCCGGAGUCGUUUCUGUCCGCGCUCAGUGAGAUAUGGACCCACAUAGGCCGCUGGCUGGAUGAAUGUCAAGCCCUUCUCCUUGCAAUUCUUUCGAACGACAGCCUUGUUUCCCUGCCGCGAGACCUACGUGCUCACGACCCUCAGAUCACAGAGUCCAUCAUCCAGUCUAUCCAUACGCUGAUUGUACCGCUCGUGUCCUCACACACCGAUAUUCCACGGCUACUGUUAUACCCGUCAUCCAGCCGGCAGUUUGUCCUGAGUUGGUUCAAGGACGUUUUCCAUUGGCUGGACAUCAAGGAUGGGCACCGCCUGCGGUUCCUGCCAGUUCUCUUCGCCAAAAUAGCUCAGGAUUUUGCUGCGGAGCUGAGAGCGAACGAGUGCUCUCGAAUAAUUAUCAUUUCGGGCAACAUGGUAGUGGCCAACAAGCUAAUUUUUCUAAUAUCGGCACUACUGGGCCCGCGGUAUAGCGGCCGCAUCGACAUCUCUGAUGACACGCCCCAAUUGGGACAUAGUGAGCGCCAGAAACCUCUAAAAGACGAGCGGCAAAGCUUGGAUAACAAAUACUUUAGCACAAUUACAGGGAAAGGGUGGGAGAUUCCGAAUAAGAAGACCCCUAAUAGUUCUACCAGCUUGUCCUCAGAUGAGACAUCUGCUCAAGUAAUACAGCCAUCUUCUAUUAGAAGCAGCAGCAGCUCAUUACAGUAUCUGUCAUCUUCCCUGUCCAGCGUCUACGGCAGCUACGGGUCGUGGUUCAGCAAACGCAUUGGCAUGCAGAGCCCUUCGGCCAAGACGAAUGAGUCCUCCGAACAGUCUUACUUCCAGCAUCAUAACGGCAGCAGCACGUCUUUACACCAAGUCGCGCUAAAUCACAACAGGGUGACGCCGCUGCCUUCGCCUUCAAUUAACGAGUACGAAGAAUUCCCGUGGUGCAGCUCGCCUAGCUCACCCAGGACAGAUAACACUCAGCAAGGAUGGCCGGCCCACACCGAGCCAUCAUUCCAGAAUGUUGAUAUAAAAAGAACAUGCAACAGAAUUACUAACGCCAAAGACCUUGACCAAGCUUUUGAAUCUAUUUGUCAAUUCGAUAGUGAUAGCUUCAAGGCUGAGACCUCAGCGCCGUCCGAGGGACAUGCACAGGUGCUGGAGGUUGAACUAGAAAUCGACUCGCAUAGCUCGUACUCAGAGCUGCUUCCAAAGUAUACUUCUUUCCUUCCGAAUUUUGUGCCGUGGUUCCAGCUUCAAGCUGUCCCGGUGACCUCGGAUGCGGAGCGCAAGGUCCUUAACGCUAUGAAAGCUGACUUACAUACAAGAGAGUAUUCGAGAACCUUGCUCAUUUCCCUCAGGUCCCGUGAAAUCAAAGACAUUGUAGUUGAAAAAGAUCAUUUUCUAACCAAAAACGUUCUCAGGACUAAGAGAGUGUUUUCUUCAGGGAAAUGUAGCAGUAUGUCUCCAAAGUUCCAGCAGCAGGUUUUGCAAUGCGAGCAAAACAUAAAGAAGGCGAUGUCUGUAUGGGAAGACGUUGAAAACGUUGCCGACAAGAUGGAAAUACUCCAAAAAAUUUUCGAGGAUAUCCGUAGCUAA